AGGUUAUUCACCGCGCUUAAUGACGCGCGGAUAUUAGGCUGUCCGUAAAUAUGCCUGAACGGAAAAGCUGCACAGGACCCCGAUUCCGCGUCUGUCCUUAUUUACACCACUGAUUGAUCAAACAAAAUGACUGUGGAGGUCGAGAGAAAAUUCGUCUGUGAUGCAAAAAUUAUGGGGAAACUGCAAGAUAUCGGAGCUGAAUGCAUUGGCGAGCGGCGGUUCCGAGACCAGUACUUCGACUCCCCAGAUUUCAUCCUCACGCUACAGGAUUUCUGGCUGCGACGCCGAGAGGGAUCGUGGGAGUUGAAAUGCCCUACAGUUUCAGGAACUGCACCCGACAAAGACACCGAGACCCUUUGCACACGAUACAGAGAGAUAACCAGUCUUCCUCUGAUUCAAUCAGAAGUCAGCAGGAUAAUCAGGGAACGCACCGCUGAGGGGAGUGAAUCAAAUUCCUCACAAAGGGAACAAAUUGACAAAGUCUCAGAAAAUGAGGACACGGAGAUCUGCUCGGCAAAUGACACAAAGUGGCUGAAUAACCUCAAUCUGGCGUGUUUCGCCGAGUUCAAGACCGAGCGCCGCUCUUGCACGAUAGAGAGGGAGGCCGGCGCAGUGCGGGUGGAUCUGGACCAGGCUGAUUUCGGAUAUUGUGUGGGAGAGAUUGAGGUUCUCGUGCCUGAAGGAGGUGACAUGAAUGCAGCUCUGCAGAGGAUUACAGGCGUUGCUGUAGAACUGGGUUUAAGCAGUGAGACGAAAGUAAAAGGGAAAAUGGAUAUUUACCUUCAACGAUAUCGACCUGAACACUAUGAAAAGCUUCUUAUUGCUCAUAUUUUAUGAGGAAUCACUAGUGUAACAUAUCAUUUGUAGUUUUUAAAUUCUAUUUAAAGUAUGAUCUGUCCUUAAUGCUCAAUGUGAUUAUAGGAAGUUAAAUAUCAGUUAAAAAGACAUCUAAUUAAACAUAUGAAUACCUCA
Puntigrus tetrazona (Sumatra barb) is the source of this 972-nucleotide messenger RNA. RefSeq names its product thiamine triphosphatase (gene thtpa). The coding region runs from base 127 to 837 and encodes 236 amino acids. Gene Ontology annotation, molecular function: thiamine triphosphate phosphatase activity; magnesium ion binding. Lineage: Eukaryota; Metazoa; Chordata; Actinopteri; Cypriniformes; Cyprinidae. The transcript is spliced from 4 exons. The record is from RefSeq and is a predicted model, not a curated record. Gene Ontology annotation, biological process: dephosphorylation; thiamine metabolic process; thiamine diphosphate metabolic process.